CAACGCAAACAGUAUUUUCUAGUUUUGAUUUUGUUAGCGCCAUCUCUCGGUCGUAUACUUUAGUUUGCAACGCCACCGCUACUCUUAUUUACGUUGCACUGCUGUUGCCGUUUCUGUAGGGGGGUAUGAUGGUGUAGCCCAGCUGUGUUGUGGCGUGAGGAGGGCCAGACCGACCGAUCGCUGUUCACUUUUCAUUGUCGGGUCGGCGGGUGCAGCCCGUUCCGGUAGUGCCUUGUCGCCGGGAAUGUCGAAUGGCCGCUGCCUUGGCAUGGCAACAACGCCGACAAGCCAACCCGUAUCCAGGGGCCGCGGUCGUGGCAGGGGCAGAGCCAGGCUUGGCAUUCAGGUAGCCCAUACUUCGAGCAGCAACACGGCUGCAAACACUGGAAAGCCGAAUGUGGCUUGUGCAGUCGAUAGCACAUUAUCCACAGCAGCACCCUCAGUUCCUGUUCGUGAUUUUGCUGCUGACCAGUUGGCGUACAAGCGCUUAGACCCCAUUAGUGCGAGAGCUGGUGGUGAUGCCUCUGCACCCCCUGCGGUCAACAGGAUGCGUGCAAACAAAGCCACCAAAUUGCCUAGAAAUGCACAGCAGCAUAAUUGGCACUGCCACCCAAGUGGUGUCCAGGAUUCCGUGGAAAGUAAUCGGAAGUCCCACCCUACGCUAAGUACAAACGAUUCGAGCAACUCGCCUAUGAGCCAUAGGCCCAGCUUGCCCAGACGUUGCAGAGUUGAACCUGGGUGUACUUUUCGGCCAGAACGCAGCGGACAACAGCACAGGCCGGUCACAGGAAAAGUUCUGCAUGACCGUUCCAACAGCAAGACUGAUGCCAAGACCUGCGGGCCCUCCUCUGGCUGCCCUACAGGUACCAAACCAUUUGCACCAUCGUCAAAGAGUAGGAAAAGUCUGACUACUAGCAAUGACGCUCAGCAUGGGCGAGCUGUUGCCACUGGCACAGGUCAUCUGUAUGCGCUGCAUUUGCACAACAAUUGUGCCGAGUUGCCACCAGUAGAGGACAUCGUGAAGCGUCUACAAGAAAUACAAAUGGAAUUUCAAAGGGACGGCCUCAGUAUGGAACUGCCAUGCUCGAUGACGGACACGAAGCCCUGCUGGAUCUUGAACAACUUGAGGACGUUCAACCGCAUCCUGAUGAGAGUCGACAUUGAACUGAAAGAAGAAGAGCCGCGCAAACUCUGCGUUUGUUCUCUCGACGAAGCGGUGGUGAUGCACUCAAAUGACAACUGGGUCUUUGACGCCUGCAUCCUGUUCCACUUGCUCCUCAAAAGGCACAAGUGCAUACAAACUUUGCACCUUGACAAGACAGCUGUGGCAUCCGGUUACCCACAGAUACUCUGCGAUGCAUUGGCCUGCAACAGGGGCCUUAGGCGCUUGGCCAUCGCCUGUUGGGAUUUCUUACCUGCCACAGAGCGCACACUCGUCUACUCAUUGUGCAAGAUGCCUGCACUCGAAUAUAUUUGCAUUUCGAAACUGUCUGUGACGCCAAGUGCAGCUGCACGUAUCGGUGACAUGAUAGCGAGGGCGAAGUGCAUACGCAAGGUUAAGUUCCUGGAAAAUGACAUGUCGCCCGAGGCUGGUACGGAGCUCAUGAAGGGACUGUGUCGCAACAGCGGCCUUGAGCUGAUUUGGCUUGACGACAAUGCCCUCGGAACUGGCGGAGCACGUUUUCUUGGUGAAUUCCUUGCCACGUCUACCAAGUUGCGAGAGCUGUCGCUGAGUGAUGUGCCAUGCUUCGAUGAACAACAACUGGUGUUCAUUGCAGAGGGGCUGAAGACAAAUCGUAGCCUCGAGAAAUUGGAGAUUCAUGGGUGCCGCGUUGCUGCGGGUGGCAUCGACAGGCUUGCCGAAGUUCUAAAGAACAACAGCACUCUGAAGUACUUGGAAGUGUCCGCAUGCAACCUUGCGCAAGCGGAAACCAGGUCUUUCGCAAUCCUUUUAGAGUUUAACACUGGUCUCCUUGAAGUAAACAUCAGGGACAACCUUAUCGAUGACAUUGGAGCGAUUCGGCUGGCACAGGCAUUGAAGUUCAAUAUGCACCUGGAGAAGCUGAACCUUGAGGCUAACAACAUCAACUCACCGGGAGUGGUUUCGCUUGUCGAAGCACUUGCGAGCAACAGUGUGUUGAAGGAGCUAACGCUGGGCUGCGUUGAAGCGGAGGAUGAAGAGGAUGAACGGGCAGUCACUGCCGCUUUAAAUCGCACAGCUGCCUAUGACCGUGUGCGACUGAGCUGCUAUGACAUUCGGGGUGUUUUUCAGCUCUCAGCGAGCCUUCGCAUGCAUGCUGACCGUAUCACAUCAGUGCACUUAGAUGCAAGUGUCGACGUCGAUGCCGAUUGCCUCAAGGACCUGUUUGUUGCACUGGCUACUGUUUCAUGCCUAAAAUUUCUCUGCAUAGAUUCCCAAGCCACUAUGGAUGGUUCCGCUGCCAGGAGGUUUGCCAAGCUACUGUGUAUGACGAAAACGUUGAAGCAUGUUCAGAUAAACUCCUGCAGUGCUGACAGCGUGGCGCUGGAAACAGUCAUGAGGGGCUUGAAGAAGAACCGGUCUGUGUUGUUCAUGGAGAUAGAGUUUGCAGCCUGCAACACUGCUUGCACUGACGCAUUUGUGGACAUGUUGAAGGGCAACACAACGCUCACCCAUUUUGGCUACAUUACCACCAAGCUUUCUGAGCUGCAAGUGAUAGCUCGCGAGCUGCCAGCAAAUCACGUCCUGACGUCCCUCAAGAUUUGGGAGAAGCCCAGCUUCAGGGAGGCCAUCUUCGAGAUUCAUGAAAUCCUUCGGCGUAAUGUCUCGUACCUCAACCGAGCUGUCGAGUUUGCCAUGGAGCCAGAGAGGUUUGGUACCCAGCGGUAUCCAGCUGUGGCUUUCGAGGAGCUUUGCCUGACGGACUCUUUCCAGAACCAUCUUGCCAGCAUUGUCGGACCACACCGUGCGCUCGAGGCGAUGCGCAAUGCCCGUCGACACAUCACGACAAACCUGUUUGCUAUCACAGGUGUGUGCCAAGUGCCGGUCACUUGCUGGCCGCACCCAGAAGGUGCACGGCAAAUAGACUGUCUGAACAUCUUUUGUUGGCUCAACAUCUUUUCCCAUCUGAAGGUAACGGACAUUGUAGUCUGACGGAUUGUUAACAUGUCAUCACAAGGUACUGCAGGGUUAUCUUCUAGGUGAAACACAUAUUACUGUCUUAUUUUUAUCUACUAUCUUAUAUUAUGUUCAUAAUUGCACUUUACUAACGUAAAGCCUUGCGUUAAAUUGGGCCAAUGUAUGAGAAGAAAUGUGAAAUAGCAUUAUGUACUAUUAGGUUUUGUGGUGUAUAAGAUGACUUCAAGGGUAUAUCCAUGUAAGAUAAGUACAAGUUGCGUAUUUACCCUUGAUGGGCAUCUUAUAACCUAUGCACCUUUUCUGCUUUCAGUUACGUCCUCAUAAUUAAUGAUGGCUAUCUUUUAAAUGUAUCUUUAUUUAGUGUGUGCUAGAAGUGUCUGCAUAGCUAAAUCAAAGUGUGUAUAUAUGAAAAGCAGCAGGCCUUGCGGUCUUGUUUUUAUUAAUAUAUUAAUUAUUUAACUCUUUCGUUACCGCAAGAAAUAUGUUCGUUUUUAGUGCUUUUGCAUUUUAAUGUUACGACAACCAUAAGUACUGCAGUACAUAAAUUUAUAGCCUGUUUGCUGGUGCUUUGAAUGGACAUGUAGCAGUAAUAAUUGCUCGGGCAUCUGUUGAGAAUUAUAUGAAGCUUCAAAGAAGCCCCUUAAGAAACGCGAAUGAAACUAAUAAUUUGCCCUUUUUGAAUAUAUCUACCCAGAGAAAAAAAAGAUCUGAAAUAUACAAAAUAUACUCUUGGUUCCUUGUUCCCAACUUUUGUAUGUCAGAUCACGCAAGCAAAUUAUUAUGAAUAUUUGUUGGCAUCAGUACUAGCCAUAGAUAUGCCCAUGCUAUGCGGAAAAGUAGCUUUGCAUGAAAACAGGCAAGUUCCCAUUGCGCAGGGAGCACUUGUUUUUACUCAUUGCAGCAGGCACCUGGAUUGUUAUUACCACAUUUUUUAGGCUCACGAAACAAUGGUUGUCAGGGUCGGGGAUCAUGCAGAAGCUUCCUCAUGCUUGAUUAUUGUGUUCGAUCAGCUUUUCUGAGCGAACAGUGUGGCCUGCUGCACGUUCAACUGCUGCUGGAGCCUCCACAUGCCUUGUUUAGUUGUUCAGUGUUGUACCGUAAUGUGGAGAGUUUGCAAAAUAUUGUGCUCUAAAAGAGCACUUGGUUGAAGGUUGGUCUGAAAUCAACUGUUUGCUUUUACGUGAGUGAAAACCCCGCACUACAGGAAGGAUUGCUUGUAGUAAUUUGUACAUGCGCUGUCAAAUUGCCUAUUGAUAAAAGCAACUCACAGUGGGGAAAAUGAAGUUGCAUUUGAUAUUAGUCGAACACAAUUAUCAAGAUGUGCAUUCAUGAGCAAUCGUUCGUCGUUUGAGACUGUUAAAAGUGCCUGUAUGUGGGAUCAGAAAAUUGAAAAUACGGGAGAACCGUCUGUGUCUUCGUUGCUACUGUCAUUUAAUAUUUGUGUCGCCGAGUCGACCAAAGCACAAAUGUUGAGUCUUUUUAUUGAGGAAGUGCAAGAAGCACUGAAGGCUAGUUUCAACUAUACAGCCAGUUGAAGGUUUAUUUUUACAAACUUGCGAACCUGCCAAGAGUGAUGAAACCUGACAAUAGUUGGAAGUUCAAUUGUGGUUUCAGAAGGUGCAUGAUGUUGCUAGUAGGAUAAUUGAUAGACUUCUGUAGUUGCGGUAACGAAAGAGUUGGCACACCAGUGGUACAUAUUUUACAACUGUGGUCGUUGGUGUGUCGAGUUUUUACAAUCAUUCAUGCUGAAAUUGCUGCACGGUAGACCUGCUGCGUAGAUUUCGUAAAUGUUUUGAAAGAAAGUGUUAUUUUGUACUCGUAAUGGAAAAUAGCCGGGUCUAUGGAAUUGGUGGACUCCUUCUGUUCAGUUUGCGUUGCCUCUGCAGCUGCUCACGCAUUCACUGAAUGGGUUCGUUAAUCAAAAUGAUGUUCCUUUUAUUGUCCUUUUAUUGAUGUGUGUGUAUCCUAGUCUUCCGUGCAGCUUUUUAUAAGUAGUUGAUAUUUAGCUGCGAUAAUCCCUUACACCAGUUAGCUAGAGCUCGUCGAUUAAAUUUUGGGUGUGCAGCUUGGCAGUUCCGAGUGGCCUGACCUAGCUUGUGAUUUCCUAUGGUUUGUGAAUGUGUUAGGAUUGAGUGAGUAUUGUGCUAGUGCACAUUUUAAAAUAUCUGGAAGCUAGGUAGAAACAGCUCUUAUAGUUCAAAGCACUGGCAUAUCUGCGCUCACAUUUUAUACAGUUGUGGCAUUUUGUGGUGCAUUGCUUUUAAUAUCCUGUCUUGGUGCACUGUUUGAGUUGCUGCACUCGCUGUUUAACAGCCCGAGGAACCUUUUUACGCAAAAUUUUUUGGUAGUCAAAAGGACUCCUGGUAAUAUGAGAAUGAAAUGUUGAGUGCCUUUGCUUGCUCUUUCUUUUUUUUUUGAGCAUGUGAGCAGUGUGAUGUACAGAAUGGUCGAUGACUGCGCUGAUACCAAAAGAUUGUAUGUUACACCUGAUUGCAGUGUUUUUAAUUGUUGUCACAAUCCAAGAGCAAUUGUGGCACCUGCACCUUUGGUGCGUCUACAAUAUGGGAGCACCGUUGCUGUAUCCUUUUGGAGACUUGUAACCUCGUGUUCCUUCAUUUACCCGAAAUGAAGAAUUCCCUUUUCAAGCAACCAGCUGCUGCUUGGCCAAGUUAAGCAUUGUGCUGGUCGAAAGCAAAUAAAAGGAAAAUCCUCAUUAACAUUACUGUCUAUGUUGGCAUUAUUGAGGAUUGCUUACGGAAACCUUUACAGUACACAUAAACACUGUGUAGGAGCUUGGAACUGAGCUAAUGUGUCUAAUGAACAGAUUGAGGGUUCCAACAUGUGACAAGACUGUUGUUUAUGUGUAUGGUGCAUCUAACUGGAAUGUUGUCAAAGUUGAUGCUGCUGUUGCAAGACAGAUGUACAGCACAAACUCGCUCUGUACUAAAUGCAACGUGAUGGCAUUAAAACACAUUCAGAUAUGCACAUGGAUAACACUGCUUUGCACCUGAAACCACCUGAUCCGGCAGACCACUUUUCAUGAUUUACAAAAAGAAUAAACAAAGAAUUGAUGCAGGUCCAAAACACAUCUUGGAAUAUAUUCAAACCCCAGCUAUAAAUGACAUGCUUGUGCACAAAAAAAAAAAAGAAA
This is a messenger RNA of Dermacentor andersoni, 6269 nucleotides long. RefSeq lists its product as uncharacterized. The record is from RefSeq and is a predicted model, not a curated record. NCBI's taxonomy places the organism in Eukaryota, Metazoa, Arthropoda, Arachnida, Ixodida, Ixodidae.